UGGUCGGGGCCUCCCGCAGAGCUUGCUGGAGUUCGUUUGCCUUCUUUCCCAAGGGUCUCUGGUGACGAGCCUGUGUGUGCCGCAUGGCAUGGCGGUGCUGUGGGCCCUCGCUCUGGCCUCGGCUGCAGGUCUGGCCGCUGCCUACCCACCGAACAUCGUGCUGAUCUUUGCUGAUGACCUGGGCUACGGGGACCUGGGCUCCUACGGCCACCCCACAUCCACCACCCCCAACCUGGACCAGCUGGCCACCGCCGGGCUGCGGUUCACGGACUUCUACGUGCCAGUGUCUCUGUGCACACCCUCCCGGGCUGCCCUCCUGACCGGCCGACUCCCAGUUCGGUCGGGCCUGUACCCUGGCGUUCUGGAGCCUGGCUCCCGAGGGGGCCUGCCCCUGGAGGAGGUGACCCUGGCCGAGAUCCUGGCUGACCAAGGCUACCUCACAGGGAUGGCUGGCAAGUGGCAUCUUGGGGUGGGGCCUGAGGGGACCUUUCUGCCCCCCCACCAGGGCUUCCAUCGAUUCUUGGGCAUCCCAUACUCCCAUGACCAGGGCCCUUGCCAGAACCUGACCUGCUUCCCACCGGCCACCCCCUGCCAUGGAAUCUGUGACCAGGGCCUGGUCCCUGUGCCGCUGUUAGCCAACCUGUCUGUGGAGGCGCAGCCCCCCUGGCUGCCUGGACUUGAGGCCCGCUACGUGGCUUUCGCACAUGACCUCAUGGUCGAUGCCCAUCGCCAGGGCCGCCCGUUCUUUCUGUACUACGCCUCCCACCAUACCCACUACCCCCAGUUCAGUGGGCAGAACUUCGCCGGGCACUCAGGCCGCGGGCCAUUCGGAGACUCCCUGAUGGAGCUGGACUCAGCCGUGGGAGCCCUGAUGACAGCCGUGGGGGACCUGGGGCUGCUUAAAGACACACUGGUCAUCUUCACCGCAGACAACGGACCGGAGACGAUGCGGAUGUCCCGCGGCGGCUGCUCUGGCCCACUGCGAUGUGGAAAGGGAACCACCUUUGAGGGGGGUGUCCGAGAACCUGCCUUGGCCUUCUGGCCAGGCCACAUCACUCCCGGUGUGACCCACGAGUUGGCCAGCUCCCUGGACCUACUGCCCACCCUGGCAGCCCUGGCUGGGGCCCCACUGCCCAACGUCACCUUGGAUGGCUUUGACCUCAGCCCCCUGCUGCUGGGCAAAGGCAAGAGCCCCCGGCAGACUAUGUUCUUCUACCCAACCUUCCCCGAUGAGAUCCGUGGGGUCUUUGCUGUGCGGAGCGGGAAGUACAAGGCCCAUUUCUUCACCCAGGGCUCCGCCCACAGUGACACCACAGCAGACCCUGCCUGCCACGCCUCCAGCCCUCUGACUGCCCAUGAGCCCCCAUUGCUCUUUGACCUAUCUGAGGACCCUGGUGAGAACUACAACCUUGUGGGGAGUGGGGCCGAGGUCACCCCCCAGGCCCUGGAGGCGAUGAAACAGCUUCAGCUGCUCAAGGCCCAGUUUGAUGCUAGCAUGACCUUCAGCCCCAGCCAGAUGGCCCGGGGCGAGGACCCUGCCCUGCAGAUGUGCUGCCAGCCCAGCUGCAGCCCCUGGCCCACCUGCUGCCACUGCCCAGGGCCCCUGCGCUGAGGGCACCCGUCCAGGCCCGCCCCCCGUGGCUGAGGCUCAGGCAUGGACAUGUUUCUACCUGAUACCCCAAUAACACCAGGUAAUCCUUGCAGGCGUGAUGAUUCCUCUAGUCCUUGUCGUGGCCAGAGGUAGGUGCUAUUCUGCUUGUGCACAAGUGAGGUAGAGAGAUCCGGCCACAUGCCUGAGGUCAUGGCCAGUGAGGCUGGGCUGGGGUCGGCUCCAUGGCAUCCUGGCUCCUGUGAUUGCAGGCCCCUUCACGGGCGCUGCACUGAGCACCUGUGUGGCCAGGAACGGGGUGGGGAGGGUUGAGGGCACCGCAGACAGGAGACCCAGCAGGUGCCGAGUGCCCAGAGAGCCGGGUUCUCCUGGAGGCCCAGGGACAGACCCCCUUGGCUCUUACCAGAAACCUGCCUGAGAUGCGUGAUGAGCAGCACAUUCCAGGUGGGGACAAAGGGGCGGGGAGCCUGUCAGGCUCAAGGUAGAUGCAUGAGCAGCUUCUGAGAUACCAUGACCCUGGCCCACCUCUGCCCCCCAGAGCGCUACAUUCCGGCCUGUGCACACGUUUCCUGUCCCCUGGCUUCCCCUCUCACCCAGUGUAAGCCAUCCACCCGGCAAAGUGCUCUUAAAAAUAGGUCAGGUUUGGUUCCAUCCCUGCUCAGAACAUCAGGCUCAGAAUAAAACCCAGGCUCCUUAGAGUGGCCGCCGUGCCCACUGAGGCUGCCCUCACCCCUCAGCCUUCCUGUCCCCUCAUCGUAGGCUCUGCAGGGAGGACUCCCUGACUGCCUGCCUGUGUCCACACAGUGGCAUGAAGCCCUCGUGGGUUCCCACGUGUGUGCUGAUAGCAGGGGCGCAUGUGCUCCCAGGACACCGGCAGGCCCCACGUACUCCCUCAGUGUGGGCUGGGUGAGAAGAGUGCCAUCUGGGUGCUCGGGGCCCCAGCGGGCCCCCUCCCCCGGGCAGACCAGACAGCCCUCCCCUCACUGCCCGGCCCCGCCUUUUCCAUGUGGGCAGAAGCCCUGAACCGUGGAGGGACGGCCUCUCCCUGUCCCAGGAGGGCAGCAGCCACUCAGUCCCGUGCCUGCUCCGGGGUGGCAUGAGGAGAGUCCUGAUCCAGAAGGUCAGGGGAAGUCUGCUGGGAUCCCUGAGUCCUCUGGGGGCUGUGCGCUCCGUUCCACAGCGUCACUGGGCCUGACCAGACUUUGUGUAGCUCCCAAGCCCCUGUCUCUGGCCAUCCACCGCCAGAGCUCACAGUUUAAGAAAAUAAACCCUGCUGCUCACGCCA
Messenger RNA from Myotis davidii, 2894 nucleotides. It is a transcript of the gene ARSA, whose product is annotated as arylsulfatase A. Lineage: Eukaryota; Metazoa; Chordata; Mammalia; Chiroptera; Vespertilionidae. The coding region runs from base 89 to 1612 and encodes 507 amino acids. Gene Ontology annotation, molecular function: arylsulfatase activity. The record is from RefSeq and is a predicted model, not a curated record. The transcript has 8 exons.